Trachemys scripta elegans is the source of this 6378-nucleotide messenger RNA. RefSeq names its product RAD51 paralog B (gene RAD51B). The transcript is spliced from 12 exons. Gene Ontology annotation, biological process: double-strand break repair via homologous recombination. NCBI's taxonomy places the organism in Eukaryota, Metazoa, Chordata, Testudines, Emydidae. Gene Ontology annotation, molecular function: ATP hydrolysis activity; ATP-dependent DNA damage sensor activity; DNA binding. Gene Ontology annotation, cellular component: Rad51B-Rad51C-Rad51D-XRCC2 complex. Bases 187 to 1380 code for a protein of 397 amino acids. The record is from RefSeq and is a predicted model, not a curated record.
CCUCUUGCUCGGGGAAGUGGGAGACUUUGAAAAAGUUGCCAGAUGCACUUGCAGAAUCCGCGCCAUAAACCCUGUCUGCACUGGCAGCAUUAGGACCUGUAAUUCACUAUCGGUGCAGCCCCGCUGGUGGAAACUGGGAUUAAACUGAGGCCAUGUACACAUUACAUCUUACCUCGAUGUGGGAACAUGGCCACUAAGAAAUUAAGAAGAGCAGGGUUAUCUCAGGAACUUUGUGACAGGCUGAGUCGGCAUCAGAUCACUACCUGUCGGGACUUUCUGUGUCUUUCACUCUUGGAGUUAAUGAAAGUGACCGGGCAAAGUUAUUGGAAUGUACAGAAACUUCUUUGCAAAGUCAGCUUAGCUUGUGCUCCCAAAAUGCAGACUGCUUAUGAGAUGAAAAUGAAAAGGGCUAUCAAUCCAUCCUCAGCCUUCUUCUCCACUACCCUAGAUGGUUUGGAUAAAGCCCUGCAUGGUGGAGUGGCCUGUGGAUCCCUCACAGAGGUAACUGGCCCAUCGGGUUGUGGCAAAACUCAGUUUUGUCUUAUGAUGAGUGUACUGGCUACUCUGCCUAUCAGCAUGGGAGGACUAGAUGGGGCUGUCAUAUACAUUGACACAGAGUCUGCAUUUGGUGCUGAAAGGUUGGUUGAGAUAGCAGAACACCGUUUCCCUAAUUAUUUUGGCACAGAAGAAAAGUUGUUUUCAAUGACCCGUAGCAUUCAUCUCUAUCGGGAGCUCACCUGUGACAGUGUGCUGAAAAGGAUUGAGACUUUGGAAGAAGAAAUCAUUUCUAAGAAGGUUAAGCUUGUAAUAAUUGACUCUGUUGCUUCAGUGGUCAGAAAGGAGUUUGAUAUGAAACUUCAAGGAAACUUGAUGGAGAGAAGUAACUUUCUGGCUAGAGAAGCAUCAUUAUUGAAGUACUUGGCUGAGGAAUUUUCAAUACCAGUUAUCUUGACAAAUCAGAUUACCACACGGCUGAGCAGUGGCCUUGAUAUCCAGGCAGACCUGGUGUCUCCAGCUGAUGACCUGUCCCUGUCUGAAGUUUCAGGAGCCUCUGGGAGCAAGGACAGGGAACCUGGCUAUGUGACAGCAGCACUGGGGAACACAUGGAGUCACAGCGUCAACACCAGGCUCAUACUACAGUAUCAUGACUUGCACACAAGACAGGUCCUGGUUGCUAAAUCUCCCGUUGCUCCAUUCUCAGCUUUUUUCUACACCAUUGAAAAUUCUGGUCUGGUUCUUCAAGAUGGAAAGGACUAUCCAGAUGCCAGCUGGGAAGACUCCAGUCCUGUACUGCAGGCCAUAAGAGUGAGGACCAAUAUCUUGAAAGAUGGCUUCCCCAGUUCCACUGCUGAGACCCUCAAGCUAGCACAACCCAUAUGAAGAAGAACGUGUCUCAGCUGGAGAGAAGCAUGACACAGAUAUUUUGCCAAAUGUGAUUUCUUUAAAUUUCUAUGAAGCAGUUUGUGGAAUUGCUUCUUCUUUUACCUCUGAACAGAGUGACUUUGAGUGUGGUUCUUGUUCUUUGUACAUGAGUAGCCAUAUUAUAUUUAGUGAUAUAAAAAUUCUGUGUUAGUUCUGGUUAAUUUAGGUGACGUGCUGAAGAAAGAUGCCAGAUUGGUGCUCUAAAAUAGGUACAGCUCAGGCUGUGGCAGCACUUACAUCCCCAUCUUACUAUAGCCUUGCCAAUGGGCUUCCUGACCUGGAAGACCCACUUCCAAGAGUGAGAGGAGAAUUCAGUUAGUCCUAAAAUGUCAGUUCAGAAUCUCCAGGGAAAUGUUGAACCCACCAGUUGGCUUGACUAAAGUACAGCAGUUCAGUGGUUCUUGUGUCUAUGAUGUACUUUAGAAUAAUCUUAGCCUGUUGUGUAUCACAGUGAAAUCUAAUCGUAAGCUUAUAGCAAUUCAAGGUUGAGGGAGAAAAUGUAGCAAUGAUUGCAGUCUCAUCCUUCUCGUGGCUGAAUUCUAGAAGAUUAGUGUGUAUGUCCACUGUUCAGCUUUUUCCAUCUUCAAAACAUUCACUAAUCCUCACAACACCACUGCAAGGAAGGAAAGUAAUUGUUACCCAUUUUACAAGUGGAAAAACAGAAUCAGAAAACUUGACCUGUUCAAGAUCACACCUGGUCUACACCUAAAAUUUAGGUCGACCUAGCUACAGCACUCAGGGAAGUAAAAGCUUUUGGAGUCUGUGCGACAUGGUUAGAGCAAUCUAACCCGCACUGUAGACAGAGCAGUUGGUUGAUGGAAGAAUUCUUCCAUUGACCUAGCUACCUCCUCUUGGAGAGAUGGAUUUAUUACAGCAAUGGUGAAAGCCCUUCUGUCAAUGUAGGAAGUGUUUUCACUACAGCGGCACAGCUGCGGCAUUGUAGCUGUGGUGCUGCACCGUAGACAUGGUCUGAGCUGGGAUUACAAGUUCCUGGCUCCUAAUUCUCUGCAAGCACAAACCAGGCCUAUCUCUCCACAACUAGGGAGGUCACUCAUCUGAUUUUCACCCAGACAGCCCACUUUUGGGGUGGUUUGUCCCCUACUGGGACAAAAAACAGACGUGAUAUUGUCUGGUAUUGGAUGGGGGCCACUAUUUUUCAGAGUGCUCUGCUUUGCUCCCUCUGGCAUGACAUUGAACACACCAUGCAUUGAUCAAAAAGAGGAAACCAAGUGAUGAAAUGCAAAAUGAGGAAUCCAGAAAAAUGCUACAUGGUUGAAGAGAGGUUUUCCCUUUAUGGCCAUUCCACUCCAGCCAACGUUGAUAGUGAGUGAAAGUCAUUACCAUUUGAUGGCUGUUGGGUGCUCUUUGUGAAAUGAGCCAAUAGCAGAGGCAGAUUAAGGUCUCCUGGGGCCCUGGGCCAGAGCAAGUGACGGGGGGGCGGGUCUGAUGCCGGAACUGUGGCCUUCCCCUACCCCUUCCACCUGCUGCUCCAUCCCUUCUGCCUGCACCCCCGCCCAUGGCCCUACCCCAUUCUUCCCCUUCCCCGUGGCCCUGCCCCAUUCUACUCACAGCCCUGCCCCACUCCACCCCAUGAACCCUACUCCCAUUCCACCUCUUCCUCCGCAGCCCUGUCCCCCACUCGCUUCUUUCCGCCACCCCCUGCUGCAGCCACGAGGCCAGAGAAGCUCUGGCUGCAGCGGACAGCGAGAGCUCCUCCAUCCCCAGGGCCGCAGCGGGGACCCCUAGGCCCGGCCCCAUAGGCCUGUGCGGUAAUCCUCCACUGCCAAUAGCCUCAACCCAGUUCCUAGUGGACAAUUGCUCGCAUCUCAAAACCGCCAUGACAUGUGUCACUUAUUGACACUCAUGUUGGCAGUCUCAGCAGAGGUUAAGUAUGGGAUGGGGCACAGAAAAUAAUCUUCCUUCUUACUAAGUUAGGAGAGCAACCUGGAAAUGAGUGCUCUGCAUACACACACACACUCUCUCACACACUCCUCUCUCUGGAAGUAGCCGUUGCUACAGUUGCCAAACGUGUUAUUCCAUUUCAAUAGGCCACUUCAUAAAAUUUCCAAAUUGCUUCUUGGGGAAGAGAAACUCCCUGGCUGUUGUGUUACUGUUUGGUACUUUGAGGAGGCUUUUUUAUUUUUAAACCAAAGGAGAGAUUUUCAGCUUGACGAUGUUGUCUGCCACGGCCGCUUUUUAAUAGGGUCCCGCUGGGCUAGUAUGUACCCAUUUCACCUGAGUAGCUUAUAAAUGUUUGGUAGCGCAUUCAGACGCAGAAGUGUUUUCUGCUCUUACCGGAGGCGGUGUUAGCCCAUGGGGGGCCCUAAGCAGGAAUAUUCCCCCCCCACACACACACACAAAACACAUAAUAAAAAGUGAAUAGGGGCCCCCCCUUGAGCUGCUCAGGGUCCUAAGCAAUUGCUUAGUCUGCUUAUGUCUAGCACUGGCUCUGGCUCUUACAGUCACAUGCCUGAGUCCAGGACCUUUCAGAACUACAAAAGGCUGAAGGGCAGGGAAAAUUCCAUCGAGAAGCAUUCAGGUCGCCAAGAAACAGCCAGGGUCUGUUUAGGCUUAAAAUGCUUUGUUGUUUUGGGGGGGAGGUAGAAGAGGGGAGUACAUAUUUUUUAAAUGUUGAAAUGCAAGAAUUGUUUAGCUGAUUUGUCCUGUAUUAUAGGAACAUUAUGAUUUGGGGGGGGGGGAGGCACUAAGCUUUUUAAUAUAUCUAAGGAGCUAGAGUGUUUUAUGAACAUUAUUGUAUGCAGUGAUGUUGUAGUUGUGUUGUUCACAGGCUCUUAGCGAGACAAGGGGUGUGAAUAAAAGAUAUUACUUCACCCCCCUUGUCUCUCUAACAUCGCUUCCCCUUCUGUGAUGUGAUGGCCUCAGCACACCCUGAAUAACAGCCCCUGCACUCCUUGUUCAUCCCCUGGGAAGCACAGAGACCUGCUGACUACUGCUCCCCCUUGGGAUUAAGAUGACAAAAAUGAAUGGUGGGGAGCCAUGGUCAGAGCUCUAUCCCUAUCUGCACUGGCUCCUAGGGUGCACCAGUGAGAGCAAUCUGAGGCACAAUCUCGCCAGUGUUUCUGCUGGGCCUGGUCAGUUCUGCACCACCACCGCACAGACAAAGCUGUGGCAUAAAUGUCACAACCAAGCCCAUAUUGCCAGAGAAGCCUGCUUUUGCAAGGAAAUUAACCAGAUGAACCAAUAAGUCUCUUCUGUUCCUACUCCUGUGAUUCCAUGGCCCUGCAAACACAUGCACUCAAUUCCUGCUGCAUCCCAUGCUAUGAAUCUUGCAACUAGACUGCUGCAGACAUUCUCUUUCUCCUCUCUAAGGACAAUAGUAAAAUCCACCAGCCACUUCCUUCACUAAUUGGGUCAGGUUCUCUCUAAGAAAUUAAUUGACAGUUGAACAGAUUUAUUUCCACUAUAGGUGAGCAAAAAAAGAGCAUCAACAUGAUUAAUUGCGUGAAAGGGACGACAGGUUUGUAGUUCAAAAGGCCUGAACUGAUUUCUUUUCUCUUUUCCUCCCCUAUCCAAACUGCUCUGUAAUCAGAUAUGCAAAAGGGCACAUACUGAGUUAAAGUGACUUUUUGAAGGCUUCUCACACUGUACAAACAACUUCUGAGGCCAGUCCGGAGCCAAACCAGCACGUAUCAGUUCAUUCCAGCACUUGUCGAGGAAAGAGAGUGAGAGAAAAUUAGAUCACUCAAGGACAGCUUCCUCCUGUUUCUUCUAUGUCCCACUACGCCCCCCAGGCCUAUGACCUGCUAAUGUCCUUUUCCUCUUUGUGACGUCAUGCCCCAGUUAAGAUAAUGGCCUGUUUGUACAUUUCCAUAGCACCUUCCACUGUAAAGGAUCCGAAGUGCUUUGAAAAUUCUUUUCACAGUGAUCACUUCGUCCAUCACUGAAAUGUAGCCAGGUCUGAGGUGGAACAUGGCAGCCACUUAACAGUGCCUAGCAACGCUACACAGCUGUUGAAGACAAGAAGGGAAGAUGUCUAUAUACAAAUGCAGCUACAGGGACAAUUUUACAUAGGAAGGAUAUAAAUAGCAGAGCUGAAAUUUGGCCAGGAUGCUGGGAUUAACAAACCAACUCUUGCUGGUAAUGCACUGGGCUCUGUAAUAACCACAACUAGUGAGUGCCUCUGAUUUUCAUCUCAUCUGAAUGACAUCAGAAUAGUGCCCCCUAUUAAUGUGCUUGGGCAUUGCUUCAACACAGAUUCAAAAGGAAGCAUGCCUGACUCUGCUGUACCACCUAGCUACUGCCCAAUGCCAACAGCAGCAGACAGGCUCAUAGCCCAAAAGGGAUAUGGCAUGGAUUGCAUCGCACCUUUUACAGUAAAAUAAUCCACCUCACACGUGCAUUCCAGGAGCCUGGCUGCUCAGCUGGCCCGUAACUAGGGGGCUGCACACUUUGUGACUUUGAUAGGCAAAGCGCAUUGCACACAACGAGUACUCCUUACACCUCUCCAUUACCUCCCACAAGCUCGCUGUGUGCCACCCUCCCCCUAUAUUUCAGGAAUUCCCUCCCUGCAACCCCCACCACCCCUCCUCACCAGUGGCAGAUUUACCGUGAAACAAACCAUGCUGUGGCACAGGGCCCCCAACAACAGGGCGCCCCAAAGUGCAGGACAAAUCUGACAAAUGACUGAAUUUAAUAAGCACUGCAAGUUGUGAAGCAGUCCAGGCUUUCUGCAUUCUGCGAACUGUGCUCCAAACUUGUUUUUUUUAAAUAGUCUAGCAAAGAAUUUUGCUUUGCCAUUUUUUCACUGUCUCGGCAAUAACAUAGCAGCAACUAAGGGAAAUUGUCAUUUGCCAAUCAAAAGUCUGUCUGCUUGACCAGUUAGCCAAUUGAACAAAAGCACCCUCCCCCGCACAUUGCAACAAUGCUUGUGAUUUGUCACUAGUAUGUAAUUGGUUAAAAAUCCCGUUUUUAAAGAGCCUGAUAAAAAUGCAGGAU